AUGUAUAUAUUGGAGGACUACUUCCGAGAAUUGAAUUGGCAAGCCAUCUCUUGCGGGCUAGCCCACCUCCGCCCGGUGGGGGCCAGAUCAAGAUGGUCCCGAAAUAGUAAAGCUCUCACCAGACUCUUAUUAAGGAAAAGAGGAGGAUGGAUGUGGAUCCUCGAAUCCAUAGAGGACUAUGCCGCAAUCAUCACGCUUGAAUUAAAGUGGGAGAGCGAGGACGAAACAAGCAGUUUGAAAGAUCUGCUCAUCUCGAUGGAAUGUGCCCUACACACUGACGCGAAGAUGGUGCCAACAAUACCAAGCGUUCUAUAA
Trachymyrmex cornetzi is the source of this 315-nucleotide messenger RNA. RefSeq lists its product as uncharacterized. Lineage: Eukaryota; Metazoa; Arthropoda; Insecta; Hymenoptera; Formicidae. Bases 1 to 315 code for a protein of 104 amino acids. The record is from RefSeq and is a predicted model, not a curated record. The transcript has a single exon.